AGAUGGUUCUUACAACAAUGACUCAUUUCGUUUAUCUCUUAUCCUAACCCCAGUGUAAACCAUGUAUUUUGUGAUGUAAUAUUGUGUGCGGAAUAAAUGGACGUAAAAUUUAUACUCUUUUGAAUUCAUCAAGUCGCCAGGCAAUUCGUUCGAGGCCACCAAACGUUCAGUUCGCGUACCAUCAACGUUCGAGCCGGCAACAUUUUGGUGUCGACAUCAGUUGGUGAAGUUUGUUAAUUUUUUGAGUUCAGGGAUCUAACUAUAUAUUCAAGCAUGGAGAAACAAGGAAAUCCCCCACCAUAUACUGGCCCAUACAACGGACCCCCAGGACCUCAACCUGGAUUCCAAAUGCCGCCACAAGGAAUGCCUCAACAUGAUCCACAACAAACAGUAAUUGUUACUCACACCGUGGCCCAGGUUCCUGUAGGCCCUUCUCCAACAUCGACAACAUGUCCAUCAUGUCAUGCUCAGAUAGUUACUUCGGUGGAAACUGAAACAACAACAAAGACGCACUUGUUCGCCUUAUUACUGUGCCUUUUCGGAUGUUGGCCAUGUUGUUUAAUUCCAUAUUGUGUGGAUUCAUGCCAAGCUAAAACUCAUUACUGUCCCAAUUGCAGAGCUUACAUUGGAAGAUUCGAAAACUAAGAAUUUAUUCUAAGAUUCUUAGAAAGUUACCAACUGAAGAAGCUAAAAUGAUCUCUCGAUCCAUUUUAUAAGAAUCAAUAA
This is a messenger RNA of Diabrotica balteata, 726 nucleotides long. NCBI's taxonomy places the organism in Eukaryota, Metazoa, Arthropoda, Insecta, Coleoptera, Chrysomelidae. The record is from the annotation of a GenBank genome assembly.